Molecule: messenger RNA, 3564 nt
Organism: Microthlaspi erraticum
Lineage: Eukaryota; Viridiplantae; Streptophyta; Magnoliopsida; Brassicales; Brassicaceae
Source: the annotation of a GenBank genome assembly
AUGGUUGUCAAAGGGGUAGAUACGGUUCCAAAAAUCGAAGACUUCAAGGAGCUUCACAACCUCGUCACGCAUCAUAUACAGUCGUUCGAUUACAUGAAAGAGAAAGGGCUCGAAGUUAUGUUCAAUCGAAUCCAACCCGUCUCGAUUUUCGAUCCAGAGACCGAGAAUAAGCUGACCAAUAUCCUUUUUUGCACAUACCAGAGUCCUGCUCUAUACCCUCCUCAAAAGGAGAGUUUUAGCUCAACAUCAAGGAAAGAGUCUUUGUUUCCCUUUGAGUGUCGGCAGGCGAAGAUUUCUUACACAGGAGCACUCAUGGCUGAACUUAAGUUGCAGUAUAACGAUGGAGUUGCUGUCAGAGAGAAAAUUGACUUUGGGCAAUUACCUAUUAUGCUGAUGUCAAAGCUUUGCCACUUACGGGGUGCUGAUUGCCGGAAACUGUUAGUGUGUAAAGAGUCAACUUCUGAAAUGGGAGGGUACUUUGUUCUGAAUGGGAUCGAGAGGGUGUUUCGAUGUGUUAUUGCACCGAAGCGGAACCAUCCAAUGGGUAUGACCCGGAACUCAUUCUGUGGAAAAAGGGAAGGAUUCAGUGAUACCGCAGUUGCCAUAAGGUGUGUUAGAGACGACCAGACAUCUGUCACUAUCAAAGUGUAUUAUCUUCGCAAUGGAAGUGCGAGAGUUGGAUUUUGGAUAGGGGGAAGGGAAUACUUACUUCCUGUCGGCCUUGUUCUCAAGGCUCUCACUGAAACCAAUGAUGAGGAAAUAUACGAAAGCAUUAACUGUUGCUACGAUGAGCGUUACGGAAAAAGCGAGGGAGGUAUUGGAACACAACUUGUUCGUGAGAGAGCUAAAAUUAUUCUUGAUGAAGUGAGAGGCAUGGGCCUUCGUACACGGGAAGCGUGCCUGAAGCACUUAGGAGAGCAUUUUCAACCUGCUCUUGAUGGGCUAGAAAAAGAAAGUUACGAGACUGUUGCUGAAGCCGUGCUCAGGAGAUAUGUUUUUGUUCACCUUGACAACGAUGACGACAAGUUCAAUUUGCUCAUCUUCAUCAUUCAGAAACUCUUUUCUCUGGUGGAUCAGACUUCUAUACCUGACAAUCCUGACGCUUUGCAUAAUCAGGAAAUCUUGGUCCCGGGUCACCUUAUAACAGUUUACCUCAAGGAAAAACUUGAAGAAUGGCUGCGGAAGGGCAAAAGUCUUAUUGAAGAUGAGUUGCGUAACAACAGCAAAAAAUUUUCCUUUGAAAGCACUGCUGAUAUCAAGAAGGUUAUGAAUAAGAAUCCUCCCAGGAGUAUUGGUACGUCAAUUGAGGCAUUGUUGAAAUCAGGAUGCUUCAAGAUGCAGUCUGGUUUAGAUUUACAGCAGAGAGCAGGUUACACUGUUCAGGCUGAGAGAUUGAACUUUCUCCGUUUCCUUUCAUUUUUCCGCGCGGUUCAUCGAGGUGCUUCUUUUGCUGGACUUCGUACAACUACUGUGAGGAAGCUGCUUCCUGAAUCUUGGGGUUUUCUUUGCCCUGUUCAUACUCCUGAUGGUGAACCCUGUGGGUUACUGAAUCAUAUGACUCGUAUUUGCCGAGUCACUUCUCAAUUCGAUUCAAACGGAAACAUCAGAGAUUUUCUGAAAAUAAAAAAGUCAGUUGUUGAUGUUCUUGUUGGGGUUGGGAUGGUAUCUUCAUUGCCAAAACUCGUACGAGCUGCACCACCAAAAGUCAUCCAUGUUCUUUUAGAUGGUCAAGUUAUAGGCUCGCUAGCUUCCAGCCUAGUCACAGAGGUUGUCACGUACUUGCGGAGACUGAAAGUGGAGGCUCCUUCAGUGAUUCCUGAAGACCUAGAAGUGGGAUAUGUACCUACAAGCAUGGGUGGAUCGUAUCCUGGAUUGUAUCUGGCAUCGUGUCCCGCAAGAUUCAUUAGGCCUGUUAAAAAUACAUCUAUUCCGUCUGACAAUAUUGAACUGAUUGGACCAUUUGAGCAGGUUUUUAUGGAAAUAAGCUGUCCUGAUGGUGGAAAUGGAGGAAGGAAUAACUCUUUUUCAGCAACUCAUGAGGAAAUUCAUCCGACUGGGAUGUUAAGUGUGCUUGCUAGUCUUACACCUUGGUCGGAUCAUAACCAAAGUCCACGUAACAUGUAUCAGUGUCAGAUGGCGAAACAAACCAUGGCGUACUCUACUCAAGCACUCCGGUUUCGUGCUGACCAGAAGAUUUACCACUUGCAGACUCCUCAAUCCCCUGUGGUGCGCACAAAAGCAUACACAAUGUACAAUGUUGAUGAGAAUCCAACAGGGACGAACGCAAUAGUUGCCGUCCUGUCUAAUACCGGAUUUGAUAUGGAAGAUGCUAUGAUUUUGAACAAAUCAUCUGUGGAGCGAGGAAUGUGCCAUGGGCAAAUAUACCAGACGGAAUCUAUUGAUCUGUCAGAUCAGAGAAACCGAUCGGGUAGUAGUAAUAAAAGUUUUAGAAGGAGUGCAGUUGACAAAUCAGCUCAUUCUCAUAUUGAUGCUGAUGGGUUACCAUAUGUUGGACAGAAAAUAUAUCCAAAUGAGCCGUAUUGUAGUAUCUAUGAUAGUGUAACUAACUCAACAAAGCCCAUGAAGCGAAAAGGCACCGACCCUGUCAUAGUUGACUUUGUCUCUCUUGACAUGAAAUCCAAGAACCAUCCUCAAAAGGCGUAUGUUCGAUUUAGGCAUGCAAGAAACCCCAUCAUUGGUGACAAGUUUAGUAGUAGACACGGGCAAAAGGGUGUUUGCUCGCAACUGUGGCCUGAUAUUGAUAUGCCUUUUAAUGGAGUUACUGGAAUGCGGCCAGAUCUCAUAAUUAACCCUCAUGCUUUCCCAUCAAGAAUGACAAUCGCUAUGCUUUUAGAAUCUAUCGCUGCUAAGGGAGGUAGUUUGCGUGGAGAGUUUGUGGAUGCAACGCCGUUUCGUGAUGCAGUAGAAACGGCAAAGGGAGAAGAGGAGGGCAAGUCCACUUUGCUUGUUGAUGAACUUGGUUCCAUGCUGAAGGAAAAAGGUUUCAACUACUAUGGGACCGAGACACUGUACAGUGGGCAUUUAGGAGUAGAGCUUCCAUGUGAGAUAUUUAUAGGACCUGUUUACUACCAAAGACUGCGUCACAUGGUCUCAGAUAAAUUCCAGGUGAGAUCCACAGGAUUAGUGGAUCAGCUAACUCGUCAGCCAAUCAAGGGAAGGAAACGAGGUGGAGGGAUUCGGUUUGGUGAAAUGGAACGUGACUCGUUGCUUGCUCAUGGAGCUUCCUAUCUAUUGCACGACAGGCUCCACACUUCUUCAGAUCACCACAUUGCAGAUGUGUGUUCGUUUUGUGGAAGCUUGCUCACUUCUUCGAUUGUGACCCUUCCGCAGAAGAAGCUGAUUCAAGAUAUUGGAAACUUGCCUCCUGGUAGGACUCCAAAGAAGGUUUCUUGCUAUGCUUGCAAGACGAGCAAAGGAAUGGAAACAGUUGCAAUGCCGUAUGUGUUCAGGUACUUAGCUGCAGAGUUGGCUUCAAUGAAUAUUAAGUUGACUCUUCAGUUAAGCGAUAGGGAAGGAAGCUGCAGCAACAGACAAGAAGUCUAA